AUGAGACGACAAUGGAAACAGAAAUUUUUCAAGAAUACCUUCCAUGAUUGGAAAUCCGUUUUAUCUGGAUGCAUCAUUACCAGAUCUACUCUGAACUGGUUGAAUAUUGACCGUAUGUUUCUGAAAAUCGAAAUAACUCUCAUAAAUGCCACUCCUAGUGACCAGAUCAUUUUCAGUUCACAAGUUUCAUACGGUCAAUUGGAUUAUCUUUUAUGCCAGGGUCUUGCUGCUUUCCGUUUGACCUCAUGUUACCAUCAUGUGUAA
Messenger RNA from Saccharomycopsis crataegensis, 264 nucleotides. RefSeq lists its product as uncharacterized. NCBI's taxonomy places the organism in Eukaryota, Fungi, Ascomycota, Saccharomycetes, Ascoideales, Saccharomycopsidaceae. The transcript has 2 exons. The coding region runs from base 1 to 264 and encodes 87 amino acids. The record is from RefSeq and is a predicted model, not a curated record.